Molecule: messenger RNA, 678 nt
Organism: Poecilia latipinna (sailfin molly)
Lineage: Eukaryota; Metazoa; Chordata; Actinopteri; Cyprinodontiformes; Poeciliidae
Product: G1/S-specific cyclin-D3-like
Exons: 5
Source: RefSeq, a predicted model, not a curated record
AUGGCGAAGUUUCGCCUCCCAUCCGGCUCCUUCUCCUCCCCCAGUGACCAGCAGGUGUCUGUUGGAGGUAAAACGGGAGCUCUGUUCCUCUCUGUCCCGGGAAAUGAGCCGGAAAAUGAGGGGCGGGCCGCCACGCCUCCUUCCCAGGACCCGCUGCACUCCUCUUUCGGCUCUCGGCCGCCUCCCACCUUCUCCAUCCGCGAUUGUUUCCGCAGCAGAUGGACCAGGCGCUUCCUGUGUCUCUAUGGUGUGAGGAGUCAGAGGAGGAUCAGGGUGAACCUCAAGAGCAGCAGCAGGGGCUCGCCUCAGCUCCGAGCCCGCUGGGACCCCUCCGUGUCGGGGCAUCGAGUGAUCCAGAGGCUGCUCCACCUGGAGGGGCGCUACAUGCCCUCCAUGCUCUACGUCACGCUCAUCCAGCGGGAUCCGCAGCGCCGGGAGGAGAUCGCCAAGUGGGCCCUGGAGGUUUGCUGUGACUGUGGAUGUGACGAGGCCGUCUUCCCGCUGUCUGUCUCCCUCAUGGACAGGUACCUGUCUGCCUACCUGUCCCUGCCUGUCUCACCGUUCUGCCUGGCUGCAGGAUGCAUCCUGAUCGCCUCAAAGCUCACAGAGUGUGAAACCGUCACCGCUGACGCCCUCUGCACAGCGGCCGAGUUCAGCUUCCAGCCUUCAGACCUGAGG